This is a messenger RNA of Quercus robur (English oak), 1380 nucleotides long. RefSeq lists its product as uncharacterized. Gene Ontology annotation, biological process: transcription by RNA polymerase III. Gene Ontology annotation, cellular component: RNA polymerase III complex. NCBI's taxonomy places the organism in Eukaryota, Viridiplantae, Streptophyta, Magnoliopsida, Fagales, Fagaceae. The record is from RefSeq and is a predicted model, not a curated record.
CUGGUCUUUGAGUCACAGACCCACAACAAACAUGAGCCGAGCCGAGCCGAAGGGCCCGAGGCCCAAAACCCAAAACGAAAAAACAGAGAGAAGGGAAGGCGAAAAGGGAAAAAAAAAAAAAAAAAAAAAAAAAAAAAAAAAACCUCUCGGCGAUUCCGAUUUCCGAUUCAGAACAGAGGCAAGCGAGAGGCGAGGUAGAGAGAGUGAGAGUUUGAGAGACUUACCGGCGGCAAGAAGAAGGAGGAGGAGCUCUUGUCGUGGGUCUGUCUGUGACGGCAAGGUCAGAGCAGAGUGGAGACUUUUGAGAGUGAGCGACUGAGAGAGUGAUAGAUCGGGUGAAGGUGAAGCAAAAUUAGGGCUCUUAUAUGGUCAGAAAUCAUCCAGAUUUCAACUGAAUAUUACAUACUUCUUCUUCUAUUGAAUUCCUUUGUGUUCCGAACCUGUUAGAGAAUUCAAAAAGCUUUUACAAAAAUGAGUGCAGGAAUGAACCGAUCACAAGGGCUCUCAUCUCUGAAGCGUAAACAGCCUGACUCAAAAUCACCUAUUGAAUCUUUGACAGAACAUGAGUGUAUCCUUUAUAAUCUGAUCCGAAGCAAGCAAGACAUGGCUAUUUGGACAAGAGACAUGAAAUGAGCAACAAACAUCCCCGACAAUGUGCUUAACAAAUCCCUCAAAGCACUUCAAGCUAAGAAACUGAUAAAAGAGGUUGUAACCAUCCAAAAUAAAGGCAGAAAACACUAUAUUGCGACAGAGUUUGAACCAUCAAAGGAAAUCACUGGUGGAGCUUGGUAUGUUGAGGGGAGCCUCGAUACAGAGUUUAUAAACUUCUUGAAAAAGCUCUGUGUGAAGAUCAUUUAUGAGCAAAAGAUUGUUACACUGGAGGAAAUUUUGGACACAAUAAGGAGGAGUAGAGCCUUCAAUGUUGAGUUCACAACUCAGCAAAUUGAAGAGAUUGUGAAUGCUUUGGUUUUGGACAAUGAGAUAUUGGAGGUGAAGAGUACUGGAAUGGGGGAGUUUAAUUCUAUUCCUAUUGGGAAAGUUUGUUAUAGAUGCGCAAGCAAAGCAGGCCUUAAAGCGGAACCGAAAAUUGGGGCCAUGGCUUCAAUUCCAUGCGGAGUUUGUCCACAGAUAAGUCUAUGUACACCGGAUGGAAUAAUUUCCCCAGCGACCUGUGUAUACUACACUAAAUGGUUGGAUUUCUAACUUGCUUGUGUAUCACUGCAACGUUUCUGAAUCUAAGAUGAGUUUAUAAAGUUCUUCUCCUUUCCUUUAUCACCUUUUUGUUUGGGGUAUAGGCUGCAUAAUUUAGUGCCUCACGGUUUUGUCUAUGAAUUCAAGGUAAAAACUCUAUUUGAAUUUUCUAUUACUUCUUGCAUCUCU